UUAGCUAUAGUUUAUAAUAUGCAAAUAAAAUAGAGACUAAUGCCUUUGUUCAUUCAAAAUAAGAACAAAUAUAAAGUAUAUCAAUAUUAAGAGAGGCUCAGUCUCUGUGAGUAUAGUGAUUUUCUCUUUCUGUGAAUUUUUUUUGACAGUUGUCAAAAUAAUAGGAAAGUUUGCCCUGUUUUUUUAACAAUUGUGUAAUUAUUAAACCAAUAUUCAGUGAUAAAUAAUAUGGAUAGAAAUACGAAUAAUGAAGAAGAAUCUGCCCCUAAAGGUUUCAAACAGUCCAAUAUUCUGCCACUAUGGGGAAACGACAGAACUAUGAAUUUGAAUCCUCUCAUAUUGACCAAUAUCCAAAGUAGUUCUUACUUUAAGGUUAAUUUAUACGAACUGAAGACCUACCAUGAAGUCGUUGACGAGAUUUAUUACAAAGUCACCCAUUUGGAACCUUGGGAGAAAGGUUCAAGACGGACUUCUGGACAGACAGGUAUGUGUGGGGGAGUAAGAGGAGUAGGUGCUGGAGGUAUAGUUUCCACGGCUUACUGCCUUCUUUACAAACUCUUCACGCUGAAACUAACUAGGAAGCAACUGAACGGACUUCUAACUCACUGUGAUUCACCAUAUAUUCGAGCCCUUGGAUUUAUGUAUAUAAGAUACGCUUUACCACCAGCCAGUCUAUUAGAAUGGUAUGAACCCUAUUUGCAGGAUGAAGAGGAACUUGACGUGAAAGCUGGGGGAGGUCAAACAAUGACCAUCGGUACAAUGCUGAGACAAUGGUUGGUGAAAUUGGAAUGGUUUUCUACUUUAUUUCCUAGAAUACCUGUACCUAUACAACAAAAGAUACAAAAGUUUAUGGCGGAAAAUCUUCCGCAACAAGUGGUAAACACAAGACAAGAACCUGCAAAGUACAACGAGCGACCGCAAAAAGAGUGGGCGAGAGAGAGAGACAAUGUGAGAGAGGACAUCAAAAAAGAUUUUCUGAGAGACGACAGAAGAGAGAGAUCAAGAGAUAGGUCUCCUGAUCGCAAAUACAGAGACGACAGGCGAUACAGGGAUGGCGAUUAUAAGAGAGAUAGGGAUAGGCAUACAAAGAGGGAACGCAGUCGUAGUCCUGUGAGAUCGUCCCAUUCCCACAGCGGUUCUAGCAAAGACUACAAAGACAGGCACAGGCAUAGGAGAUAAAACCUACACGGAGUGCUCGUUUUUGUUCCAAGGUUUAGAAUUUAAUCUUAGAUUUUUGUCGUUAAUCAUUAAACUUGCGAUUUUUUCCAGAAUUCCGAAUACCGUUCCAGGGUAUUAAAACCGGUUAAUCUUUUCGCUCCUUUGGUUAGAUAAAAUCUCUUUCAUGUUCACAAAUGUAAUUUAUUUUCUAUCAACAUUGUAAUGAAACUUUAUGAAUAUAUUGGUUUUUUUA
Harmonia axyridis is the source of this 1411-nucleotide messenger RNA. RefSeq names its product pre-mRNA-splicing factor 38B. The record is from RefSeq and is a predicted model, not a curated record. Bases 229 to 1179 code for a protein of 316 amino acids. The transcript is spliced from 5 exons. Gene Ontology annotation, cellular component: precatalytic spliceosome. NCBI's taxonomy places the organism in Eukaryota, Metazoa, Arthropoda, Insecta, Coleoptera, Coccinellidae.